ACAUGUUUUUAUUAACCACGCGCACCAAAUUCAUACGCAUUGCAAUUCACCACAAACUCCUCCAGGCGAACCACCAAGAGCCUCCGGCGACGUUGUGCGAACCACAAACAUACUCUGGUAACCCCGAGCGGCGAACCAACCGCGUGUCCGGCGAGACCAUACUGCAACUUCGGUGUGACUCGGCUCUGGUGAGGCGGUAGAAGAGGAAUGGGGAUGAAGCAUAUUUGAGGGAAAUUACCUUUUUGUCAACUUUUUCCUAUACGCUACACUGCUCUUCCAAUCAACAGGAAUAUGGAUGCACAAGCCAAGAAAAAGGCUUUGUUUCGUGCUAAGUUGAAUGCCCAGAAGAAGGAGAAGCGUAUAGAAUCUCCCCUUGUGAGGUAUAAUGAAUUUGAUCAACCUGUUUGCCGGGUUUGUGAUGUUGUUCUGAAGUCCGAGUCUUUAUGGGAUGCACACCAAGUUUCUCGUAAGCAUCGUGAGGCAAUAAGUAAUCUGAAAGCUAAUGCAGCUGGAUUAACUCAACAAAACAAUGUGAAGCCUGUUUCAGAUGCCAACAUUCCCAAGGCUAAACCAGAACAUCCUUUGGGCUCACAAUCAAAACUUCCAGAAGGUUCACGAGAAGUGUCUAAGCCUCAAUCUUCGUCAGUGCUUCCACCAGGUUUUUUUGAUGACAGUGAUUCAGGAAAGAAAAGUUCUGACCAUUCAGCAGACUCUGACUUAGGUAGAAAACCUGGGGUUUCUGCUCAAAACCAGGUGUUAAACUUCAAGAAGGAGAAAGGUCAUUUUCAUGAAAAUAGUGUUGCAGAGUCAAAUGUUAGCGAGGCCUCAACGGAGAGUAAGCAGACAUCAGUUAAUAGUACUGAUACAGAGAUCACGCAAGUAAAAGGGAGUCUGCCUGAAGGAUUUUUUGACAAUAAGGAAGCUGAUUUGCGUGCCCGUGGCAUAAAGCUUGUUAAGCCAGAUGUCAAAGACGAGUACAAGGAAUUUGAGAAGUUGAUUCAAGAAGAUUUGCAGGAGGUUGACAACCGGUUGGAGGAAGAAGAGAUUGAUGCGGCCGAAAUGAUAGAGGAAGCUGAAUCUGUGGAGCAGAAGAUCUUCAGGGAGAAAGUGCAAAUGUUGAAGAAGAGGAGAUUGGAUCUAAAAGCUGCUAAUGCUGCAAAGCGUAAUAAAUCAUCCGAGGCUGUAGCGAAGGAUUCUACACACGAAGAGUCAUCCAGUGAUGAUGAAAGUGAAGAAAAUUUUGCCGUGGAUUGGAGAGCACAACACUUGUGAUAUGUGAACACUGUGCUAAGUUUUUUUCUUCUAUUUCUUGAAUUCAUGACUUUUAUAUAUACCCCAUAUCACAUUUUGGACAUAAAAUGUUAUGUACCACCCUCUUGUCUGUUCAUCAAUGAUUUAUCUUCACUUUAACCGAAUUUGCUUAGAGCUUCGGAGAUAAGGUGGUCAUAGAGAUUUUACAAUAUAGUGAGUUUGGGCUGAGUUAUGGUCAAA
Molecule: messenger RNA, 1491 nt
Organism: Vigna unguiculata (cowpea)
Lineage: Eukaryota; Viridiplantae; Streptophyta; Magnoliopsida; Fabales; Fabaceae
Product: protein ABA AND ROS SENSITIVE 1-like
Biological process (GO): mitotic DNA replication checkpoint signaling; mitotic DNA damage checkpoint signaling; nuclear DNA replication
Cellular component (GO): spliceosomal complex; nucleus
Molecular function (GO): zinc ion binding; nucleic acid binding
Source: RefSeq, a predicted model, not a curated record